Closterium sp. NIES-65 is the source of this 1104-nucleotide messenger RNA. The record is from the annotation of a GenBank genome assembly. Lineage: Eukaryota; Viridiplantae; Streptophyta; Zygnematophyceae; Desmidiales; Closteriaceae.
AUGUUUUGUCCUGUUACCCCGGAGCAGCAGCAACGUCUAACGAUAGAUGGCAAACGGUUUGAUCCCUUGCGGCAAUGCAGGCGGCGAGAGGCAGCGCAAAAAGGCGAAGAGCCUCAGAAAGGCAAAGAACCGCAGAAUGGCGGAGAGGCGCAGAUGCUGGUGGAGGAGGUCGCGACAGCGGAGAAUGCUGAAGGCGCGGAGGCGGGAGGUGCGGAAUCGAGACAAGAGGGCGAAGGCGGAAGGCAUACGCGGCCGCGGCAAGCCGAUGUGGCGAUGCGCGUGAGCGGCAUGAUAAGAGUAGGAGCGGGGAGCGGCAUGAUGGGCGGAGGGACGGGGAGCAGCAUGAUGGGCGGAGGGGCGGGGAGUGCGGAGGAGCUGUCGUUGGAGCAGCUGAUGGGUGUGAGCCGAUGGUGCGUGCUGCGCGCCGUGGAGGUUGAGGAAACGGCGAGAAUGGCGGAGAGGGAAAAGAUAUUGAGAGAGGAAGCGAGGGAGAGGGAGGAAGCAAUUACUAGGUUGAGAGAGGAAGACAGAAAUACGAUGAGGGAUAUGGAGAAGCAAGUUGCUGUAGCUGUGGCGAGGGCAGAGGCGCAGGAGGAGGAGCUGAUGGAUUUGCAGGGCGACAAUGCGAGGGCGAGGGAGGAGGUGAGGGAGUUGAACGACGCGGCCGAGGAGUUGCUGGCCUUGCUGAGGACGAUUCGAAAGGCGUGGCAGGAAGAUGUGCAGCUCGAGUUGCAAGCACGGCGGACGGAAAGGUGCAAGCGAGCUCGCACAUCAGAUGGCUCGGCUGCACGCAUGACGGGGUCAUCCCAACUUUUCUGCCCGGUCUUUCCCACCCACUCUUCCCUCUUUUUCAUUACCCCCGCCUCACUCAUGUCCAUCCAACAUUUCCCGGCGUGUGUGUGGCAGCAUCUGGAAGCCCUAUCAACCCAGGUGCACUAUGUGCGCACCAAGGCAGGGCUAGUGAGUUGUUUCACGUGCGGACUGGGGUUUGGGUAUGGAGUGGGUGGCAGAGAUGGGAAUGCAAGAAGGGAGGAGGAAGAAGAAAUGUGUGGUCGGGCGGACGGGGGGGAGGAGAAGGUGGACAAGGUGGGGGAUGAGGAGUGA